UCUCUCUGCUACAUGCUACGGUCUGGUUUGAAUGCGGUUUGCGUUCUGCGUGCAUUUUAUAGUUAGAGUUUCUGCGGAAGCUUGUUAUGAUUGUCACGAAUUUUUGCAUCUGUCGAAGAAGCCGAUGACUCGCUAAUUUACUUAUGUGGUUUUAUAUUAAUAUUUUACUAAACAAUUGUUAAUAUAUAAUGGCGUCAGGAUUGGAAAGCUACAUGAAUCAUACGGUUUCAAUUAUCACUUCGGAUGGUAGAAAUUUUAUUGGCACAUUAAAAGGUUUCGAUCAGACUAUCAACAUAAUUCUUGAUGAAUCACAUGAACGGGUAUAUAGUACAACACAGGGGGUGGAACAAGUUGUCUUGGGUUUACAUAUUAUCAGAGGAGAUAAUGUAGCAAUAGUAGGAGAGUUAGAUGACGAGAUGGAUGCACGAUUGGAUCUAUCAUCGAUACGUGCUGAUCCUCUAAGUUCUAUUAUACAUUGAUAAAUGUACCUGGAAUUGUAAUUAUAAUCGACGCUCAUUUUCAUUCUAAUUUUGAAAUAACUAUUGAUGGCAUUAGAAAAAAAGAAGAUUACAACUCUUCUUAGAAGUUGUAUAUCAUAUAAAAAUUUGUCAUUUCUCAUAUAUAUGAGAUAUAUAUAUACAUAUAUACAUAAGUUAUCAUAUAGUUGUAUUUCAAAAAGUGCACAGAAUUAAUAUAGUAAUAUUUACAUCAUCGAGAUAAAGCAGUAAGAAUUUGCGUUUGAAACAAUUGUCAUCUGUACAAAAAACUUACUAUAUAUUAGUAAACUUAUUCUUUACAAAUGUAAUUUUGCUCUGUAUAAUAUAAUAAUAUAGCGAUAGAUGAAAAUAUAAUUGCAUCAUAGAUUAACAUCGAAUAACAUCUAAAUAAUUCAAUAAA
Nylanderia fulva is the source of this 897-nucleotide messenger RNA. Its product is annotated as U6 snRNA-associated Sm-like protein LSm8. Gene Ontology annotation, biological process: mRNA splicing, via spliceosome. NCBI's taxonomy places the organism in Eukaryota, Metazoa, Arthropoda, Insecta, Hymenoptera, Formicidae. The record is from RefSeq and is a predicted model, not a curated record. Gene Ontology annotation, cellular component: precatalytic spliceosome; U4/U6 x U5 tri-snRNP complex; U6 snRNP. Gene Ontology annotation, molecular function: mRNA binding.